ACAGAAACAAUUCGGGUUGUAUUAAAGAAGGAACUAGAUAUGCCUAUUAUUGAAAUGUCCGACGAAAAUGCACGACUCGAUGGGGGAGAUGUCCUGUUCACGGGCAGAGAAUUCUUUGUGGGAAUUUCGUAUUGGACGAAUGAGGCAGGAGCUCGAGCCGUAGCAGCAGCUUUCCCAGAGUAUCCUUGUACGCCGAUAAAGGUUCCCGAGCAAAAACAUCUUAAAUCAUAUAUUACGAUGGGUGGUCCAGAUUUACUAUGUGUGGGCGUUGGGAAGGAAUCCCAAGAAGUUUUAAAACGCAUGGAGCGAGAAGCUACUUUUAGCUACCAGACACUGACUCUACCAGAAGAUGAAGCCGCAAAUGUUUUGUUUUUGAAUGGUACAUUAGUUCAUCGGACCCCAGAGGAAACACCUCUCUCUUUCAAGAUAUUUGGCGAGAAAAUUGAGUAUCCAAGACGUUCAACAAACUUUUCUCAAUUAUCAAAGCUCUCAUCCGGACUAUCUUCGAGCUGUUUACUUGUAAAACGGGCGAAACAUAUACGAAGCCUCUAAAAUUCUACAUUUGCUAACUUAAGAUAGGGUGCUCCAGUCCUACCACCUUCCAAGUCUUCAAUUGCUGUGACCUACCUUUUGUGUAAUAUAAUGAGCAUGUUUUAUUGUGUAGGAAAACAGACCCAGAAAAAAUUGCAAGGGCCAAUAACAAGAGAAGAAAAUUGGAUUAGUCUUCGCAAAUGUAAAAUUAUCCGAUUGUUAAAUGUUUUAUGAUAGGUAUAGAACAUCGCUCUACCAUUGUAAAUUCAUUGAUAUUGUUGAUACAUAAGAAUAUAUAUUUAUGUUUUGUUGAUAUGAAAAGCACAUGAUUAUCUACGAGUUAUUUGUAAACUUUUAUGGUAUAGUGAAAUCCACCUUCUCUAUGACUAUUGCAAAAAAUUUCGAAACUUGUAAUUUUGCAAAAACGGUCAAAAUUAAAAAUUUAAUUUAUAAAGCAUUUAGUCUAGCAGCAGCUAAUAAGAAUUUAGUUUCAUACUGAAUUAAAAAAACACGUAAAAUUAGUAUUAAUCUUUGGCAUUCCAUUAGUUAGUUUCUACAUAAAAUUUAUUUCUACAAAGCUCUCUUUAGAAGUUACUCCAUGAAUCUCCCUGCUGAAAAAUAUGGCAAUAUCAGUCUACCGGUGCCAAAUAAGUCUAUAAGAGUGAAUAAUUCAAUAAAAAUAUCAAUGUUGUAGCCAGUAGCCCAAUUCUAGCCAAACUAACAGGUGUUCUAUGUAUACUAUAUUCAGAUAAUUGUGUCGUUCCUAAGCCAGGCAUUUAAUAGAUUUUAGUUGACAUGAAUCUCAAAUUGUAACAUUGAUGUGCUCCAAAAGAUCUACUACAAAAGACAAGUUUUGUUGAAUAGUUCCUUUAGACUGUAGAGUAAUGAACAUAUUUUAUGCGUUUGUUCAAUUCAAAUUGAUUUCUAAUGGCAACUUUACGAAUUGGGUUGUAUUGUGUUUAUUUAAAUUAGUGCGCACAAUAUUUGGAUAGCUUUAAGUGAACGCAUUGUUCAUUAUUCCCGUUUUUAAAAGUAUUAUUUAUUUAACGGAUCAUUAUUUGAAACUCUUAGCGCAGCUAAACCUAAGCUGUAUUUUUCCAAACUUGUUUUUUUACAAUGUUUAUAUAGCGUUUUUUCCAUUUCCAAUUGUCAAGUUUUGUUAUAAGUUUUCUGUUUCAAUUUUAUUUUUUGUACAAUAAAUGGAUUGCAAAAAUA
Molecule: messenger RNA, 1746 nt
Organism: Dendroctonus ponderosae (mountain pine beetle)
Lineage: Eukaryota; Metazoa; Arthropoda; Insecta; Coleoptera; Curculionidae
Product: N(G),N(G)-dimethylarginine dimethylaminohydrolase 1
Biological process (GO): arginine metabolic process; positive regulation of nitric oxide biosynthetic process
Molecular function (GO): dimethylargininase activity; amino acid binding
Source: RefSeq, a predicted model, not a curated record